AUGAGGAUCAUUGCGUGCUUUUUGGUAGCCUUUUGCAUCGGUAGCAUAAGAUGCGGAGGAGUUCUGGUUAAAGAAAAAAGGUCAGUUUUUCAUGGUGGUUAUGAUGGUGGACACGGAUAUAGUUAUGGCGGUGGACACGCAUACGGUUAUGGAGCAGGACAUGGACAUGGAUAUGCAAGUCAUGGAUAUAGUGGAAGUCAUGGCGGAUACAUAAGUGGAGCAUACAAAAGUGGAAGUUACGGAUCUGGAUAUGGAGGUGGAUACGGAGGUAGAUACGGAGGUGGAUACGGAGGUGGAUAUGGAGGCAGUUACGGAGGUGGAUAUGGAGGCGGUUCCAGAGGUGGAUAUGGCGGUAAUGGUUUAGGUUAUGGAGUGAAUGUCUUGAUUACCAAAGACAUCACCGUGCCAGUUGCCAAGCCCUACCCGGUGCCUGUAAUUAAGAAAGUACCAGUUCCAGUCGCUGUUAAAGUGCCUGUGCCAAUCUCAAAACCGUACCCAGUGCCAGUCCAUCAGGAAGUCCGCGUAAAAGUACCAGUAUACUUUAAGGUCCAUCAUCCAGUACACGUACCAGUAGCAGUACCAAAGCCAUAUCCUGUGGAGGUAGUUAGGAAGGUGCCAGUUGCCGUUCCAAAACCGAUUUACUACAGACUUCCAGUUCAUACUCACACACUAACUACCAUCGGUAAUAUUGGUGGAGCUGGGAAUAUAGGUUUUGGAGGAAACUUAGGAGGUGAAUACGGAACUGCCAUUGGCGCUGCAGGUGCAGGAAUUCCAAUUGCAGGUCUUGCAGCUGGAGGAAGUUUCGGAGUAAAUGCCGGCGUAACAAAAGCUUAUUACAAGGGGUCCUCAGACGUUCCUACCUCGAGCGCGUACAAUGGAUAUUCGGGUACUGGAUAUCUUGGAGGAGGUAUUGAAGGUGGAUAUGACUCUGGUCAUCAUGCUCUUGCCAACUAUGUCACUGCUGGAUAUCGCGAUAGUCAUACCUAUGCAUCAGAAACUAACUACAAGUGCAUUUUGGUAGCCCUCUGCGUCAGCGGCAUUAGCUGUGGAGAGUCUUCUUCUAAGGAGAAGAGAUCCAUCAUCCAUGGAGGAUUGGGCGGUUACGGCGGUUACAGCAGCGGAGGCUACGGAGGCGGAUAUGGAGGUGGAUACGGUGGAGGAUACGGAGGUGGAUAUGGUGGAGGAUACGGAGGAGGAUUUGGCGCAGGAUACGGAGGCGGCUAUGGAGGUAGUUACGGCGGUGGUUACAGCAGUGGAUUAGUUGGAGGAUACGGUGGCGGAUUCGGUAGUGGAAUCGGAGGUGGAUAUGGUGGUAUCGGAGCUGGCUUUGGAAGCGGCAUUGGCGGUGGUUUCGGAGGCGGAAUUGGGGGUGGUCUUGGCGGAAUUGGUGGCGCAGUAGUUACUGUUACCAAGCAAGUUGCCGUUCCAGUACCACAACCCUUCCCUGUUACCGUUACCAAACCAGUGCCAGUUCCUGUUGCCGUUAAGGUACCAGUCCACAUCCCGAAACCAUACCCAGUUGCCGUUCCUCACCCCGUCCCAGUCAAAGUACCAGUUGUCAUUAAAGUGCCUCAUGCCGUCCCAUACCCAGUCAGCGUACCAAAGCCAUACCCAGUCGAAGUGAUCAAGAGGGUACCAGUCUCAGUUCCAACCCCAGUUGUUGUUCCUGUCCACACUCACUCUCAUACUACUGUCGGUGGUGCCGGAAUUGGUGCCGGCAUCGGAGGUGCCGGUAUCGGUGGAGCCGGUAUCGGAGGUGGUUUUGGAGGAGCGGGUAUUGGUGGAGCCGGCAUCGGAGGUGGUUUUGGAGGAGCGGGUAUUGGUGGAGCCGGCAUCGGAGGUGGUUUCGGAGGAGCUGGUAUCGGUGGAGCCGGUAUCGGAGGCGGUUUCGGUGGAUCCGGAAUCGGAGGUGGAUAUGGCGGUAGCAUAGGAGGUGGACACGGUGGAAUCGGUGGUGGAUACGGUGGAUAUCACGGUUCCGGUUACGUCUCCAGUUCUCACGGUGGCAUCGCCUCCGGUUACAACAGUUACGCCUCAGGAUGGAAGUGGUAA
Messenger RNA from Nicrophorus vespilloides, 2052 nucleotides. RefSeq names its product elastin-like. Bases 1 to 2052 code for a protein of 683 amino acids. Lineage: Eukaryota; Metazoa; Arthropoda; Insecta; Coleoptera; Silphidae. The record is from RefSeq and is a predicted model, not a curated record. The transcript has 4 exons.